Messenger RNA from Selaginella moellendorffii, 2289 nucleotides. Its product is annotated as MLO-like protein 13. The record is from RefSeq and is a predicted model, not a curated record. The transcript is spliced from 14 exons. Gene Ontology annotation, biological process: defense response. Lineage: Eukaryota; Viridiplantae; Streptophyta; Lycopodiopsida; Selaginellales; Selaginellaceae. Bases 485 to 2140 code for a protein of 551 amino acids. Gene Ontology annotation, cellular component: membrane.
AGUGAUCAUACGACUGGUGAACAUGAUUCGGCUAUAGCAACUAGACUGGAUUUAUAACUAUUCAAGCGAUGCAGGAAGUCUAGCAAACGGAGAGAAAGAAAAAAAAGGGAAGAAAACGAGCAAGCAUUCGUAAGUGGUUUCCUGCUUUACCUUGCUUGGAAUAUAUCUCGAAGAGACGACCCCAGCAAGAAUCUAAGCACUUAAAAGAGGAAAUAAUGUAAACAAUCACCAAACUUCCACCUGGACCGCAGAACUUAGCGAGAAACUUACGAGCGAAGGGAGAAAUAGUACCAUGGACAAAGCAGGCUUAGGUAGCUAGCCGCGCUGGGACACGGCUUUCCUUCUUGUUCACAUCCAUAGCUAAAGAUCGCUAAUAUCUCUUGUCGCUCUCCCUCGUUUUUUUCCUCUCGCUCCUUGUUCUUCCGGUGGCCAUGGCCGAGGAGGAGAAACAUGUCGAGGGUGGCUCCCUGGAAGUCACUCCGACAUGGGCGGUCGCCUUGGUUUGCUCGAUCUUCGUCCUCGCGUCUUUCGGCCUGGUGCGAGCGAUCCACCACUUGGGCAGGGUAAUGUUAAGCCGAUCGAUCGGCCGAGCGAUCGGGCCACUUGGGCUUACGAAUCUACAUGCGUGUCAGUGCAGUACCUCCGCAGGCGCAAGGAGAAAUCGCUCUACCAGGCGCUGGACAAGAUCAAAGAAGAACUCAUGCUUCUGGGAUUCAUAUCGCUGCUCCUGACGGUGUUCCAGCCCGUGAUCGCCAGCAUAUGCAUGCCACACAACUUCAUCGAGCAUAUGCUACCGUGUAAAUUCGAUACCAAGACACUGACAUUGGCGGGAGAGGCUCCACACGGCGCCCCCAACGGGACCUCCGAAACUCCAUCGGGUCACGCACGGAGGCUCCUCGCUCUCAAUCGGCGUAUGCUCGCAUCCGAAUCCUCAAAAGAGGCCGCGGAGACGUCAAAGUGCUUCGCCAAGAAUAAGGUCCCUUUUGUUUCCAGAGAAGGCCUUCACAAGCUACACAUUUUCAUCUUCGUGCUGGCCGUAGUUCACGUAGUCUACAGCUGCCUAACGCUGAUAUUAGGAAGAUACAAGGUACACGGAUGGAGUGCCUGGGAAAGAAGGGCGCAAGCCGAACCGCAGACCGAGACACCAAGCAUAAAGAAGCGCGGCAAGCUUGUCAGACAGAGCACAUUUCUAAAGAAGCAUGCCAAUCCAAAAUGGAUAUCAUCAGACUUUCUCAGCUGGAUCGUUUGCUUCUUCCGACAGUUCGGGCGUUCCGUGACAUAUACCGAGUACCAGACACUCCGCCUGGGAUUCAUUCGAAACCACAACUUGACACCCUCGUUUGACUUCCAUAGGUACCUUCUUCGGGUACUGGAAGAUGACUUUAAGAAGGUUGUAGGCAUCAGUUUCUACCUUUGGUUUUUUGUGGUGCUCUUCCUAUUGCUCAACGUCAGCGGAUGGCACACUUAUUUCUGGAUUGCCUUUCUUCCGCUGGGGAUCCUUUUGGUUGUUGGAGCCAAGCUACAGAAUAUCAUAAUGGCGCUCGCGGUCGAGAUUGCGGAAGAGCAAAAGAACCAGUCGACCGUGGUGGUCAAUCUUCGAGACGAGCUCUUCUGGUUUAAUCGGCCGAAACUCAUCCUCUAUCUUAUUCACUUUGUCCUCUUCCAGAAUGCGUUCGAGCUCGCCUUCUUCGUGUGGAUAUGGGCAGCGUUUGGUUUCGAUUCUUGCUUCAUGGAAAAUCUUGGUUUUGUCAUCACGCGUCUUGUCAUUGGAGUCAUCGUGCAAGUCCUGUGCAGUUACAGCACUUUACCACUCUAUGCGCUAGUGACACAGAUGGGAAAACACUUCAAGUUUGGAGAAGAUAUACAGAGCGUACUGACGAACCUGCAUGCCAAAGCCAAGAAGAAGUCCGUGCACGGUGGCUCCGGAAGUGGCGGCGGUGGUGAGACAGCGGCCACAACAGCAGGAGCAGCAGCUCCGGCCAAGCCCAAUCUUCGGAUGGCUGCCGCUGCCGCUGCUGCUGCUGCUGCUGCGAAGAAAUCUUCUCAAGAUCCAGAAGAUCACGCGCCCCAGAAAACUUCCGAGCUAGAAAUGCAGCAACAAAAGCAACAUCUUGAUGGCGAGCACGAGGUAAAUUCUUGAGCAGGAAGAAUCAAACAAUGUAUAUUACCACCCCCGCUAUAAGCUUCUGUGGAGAGAGAUAUGCCAAUCACCUGAGUGUGAGAAAUUUUGCUAACCUUCGAAGAAACGCCCACUCGACAAAUUCAAAAAUCGGUUGCUUUUCAGCUGAA